Molecule: messenger RNA, 1239 nt
Organism: Cladophialophora carrionii CBS 160.54
Lineage: Eukaryota; Fungi; Ascomycota; Eurotiomycetes; Chaetothyriales; Herpotrichiellaceae
Exons: 4
Coding region: 1-1239 (412 amino acids)
Biological process (GO): translational elongation
Cellular component (GO): nucleus; cytoplasm
Molecular function (GO): translation elongation factor activity
Source: RefSeq, a predicted model, not a curated record
AUGUCGUUCGGAAAGCUUUACGGUUUCAAGGAAAAUGCCCGCAGCACUGCCCUCCUAGCAGUUGCAAAGGAGAACAACCUCGACCUUGAGCUCGUUGAGACGAGACCUCCCAUUACCGACACAGAGUACCUCAAGCUCAAUCCUCUGGGACGAGUUCCUACAUUCGUCGGCGCCAACGGGUUCAUCUUGACCGAGUCACUCGCGAUCGCUAUCUACUUCGCAUCGCAGAACGACAAGACCACCCUUCUUGGAAAGACAAAGCAGGACUACGCCUCAAUUGUGCGAUGGAUGUCCUUUUCCAACUCCGAAGUCCUCCCCAACCUCUCUGGCUGGUUCAGCCCGCUCAUCGGCAAGAUCCCCUACAACAAGAAGUCGGUUGAUGAUUUCAAGAAGGCUGCCCUUGAUGCUAUUCACGUGCUUGAGCAGCACUUCCUCGUCCACACCUUCCUUGUUGGGGAGCGCAUCACCCUCGCUGACCUCUAUGUCACCUCUCAAAUGUCGCGCGGCUUCCAAUACGUCCUUGACAAGGAAUGGCGCGCCGAGAACCCCAACACCACCCGUUGGUUCGAGACUGUGGUCAACCAGCCAAUCUGGAAGGCCAUCAUUGAGAACCCCAUCUUUGUUGAAGAGGCCGUCAAGUACACCCCUCCCAAGAAAGAGGCAAAGCCUGCGAAGGCCCCUGCCGCUGCUGCCGCGCCGAAGGCCGAGAAGGAGCCAGAGGAGGAGGAAGACGCCAAACCCGAGGUCAAGGCCAAGCAUCCUCUUGAGUCCCUGCCCAAGCCUACCCUUAUCCUCGAUGACUGGAAGCGAAAGUAUUCCAACGAAGAUACCCGUUCUGUGGCCCUCCCUUGGUUCUGGGAACACUACAAGCCAGAGGACUAUUCACUGUGGAAACUGGAUUACAAGUACAACGACGAGUUGACCCUCACAUUCAUGUCAUCCAACCUGAUUGGUGGAUUUUUCAACCGUCUCGAGGCCUCCCGCAAAUACCUUUUCGGUGCAGCCUCCGUGUACGGCCAGUCCAACGACUCGAUCAUCCAGGGUGCCUUUAUGGUCCGCGGUGACGAGGCUCUGCCAGCCUUCGACGUCGCUCCCGACUGGGAGAGCUACGAGUUCACCAAGCUCGACCCCAGCAAGCCCGAGGACAGGGAGUUCGUCGAGGACCAGUGGUCUUGGGAUAAGCCCAUCACGGUCAACGGCAAGACCUACGAGUGGGCUGACGGCAAGGUCUUCAAGUAG